AUGCGGUCAUUUUUCAAGAGGCCUUCAUGGGCAACAAGGGGAGAUGAUGAUUUGGACUCUGAAUUCUACCGUCGUGCUGGCCAAACGUACGCAGACAUUAUCGCUGCAAGUAAGGUAGCUCGAGAUAGUCCACUAGGUAGUCCUGGCAGUUCUACUACAGAGGACGGUAAGGUUUGUAAGCGUCGACACAUCUCAGGGGAACCGCUGUCGAGAGAACCCGCACCCCGAGUUCUUCCUGACGACGGCCAAGAGAGAAGCGAUAUACAAGGCGUAUCUCUCCGCAGCGUUGAUUCCUGGAAGACUUCACCAUACAUAAGUGAUUGUAACGACUACUGGACGCCGGUACAAUUGCCAACAGACAAAGCUAGCGCUCUUGGCUCGAAAGUUGAUUCCUCUAACACCAGAGAUAUUCGGCAAACUCAUGUUUGGCCCUACCCAAGUACGAAUACAGAAAUAACCGAGACGGAAAAUGCAGUCGACGAGAUCCCUGCUCCUUGUGAUGCUCGAAAGAACCAGCGAAAAGUUGCCGUCCAUACGGAUCAGCACCAUGAUUCUAUGGAAUAUGAUACGGUUGUUCAGAUUCUUAUCACCUCCAAAAUUGAAAGCACGAAGCCGCUGAUAAUCCACCGAAAAAUGUCACAGUCGCUGCGAGAUGUUCGUCUUGCAUGGUGUAACCGCCAAAGUAUACCGAAAGAGAUGCAGUCAUCCAUACUCCUGACUUGGAAGGGCAGAAGGCUAUUUGAUGUCACAACAUGCAGGAGCUUGGGAAUUGGCGUGCCGCAAGGCCUUGCCGACAGCGCAGUACACGGCGAUCAUAUUCAGCACGGCAGCAAAGAAGACAUUCGUAUCCACAUGGAGGCUGUUAUCGAAGACAAUGUGAUGGCAAUCAAUGACUGGCAAGCCUCGCAUGAAAGUUACCCUGCAUAUGCGCAAGAGUCUACAGCAACAGAUGGCAGCAGGCUUCUAUCAACAAGGGUCGUUUUGAAAUGCCCAAGCGCUGGCGACCUGGAAUUGAAAGUUAGUUCAAGAAUGCAAGUCUCACGACUUGUUACUACAUUUCGUGAUGAGAAAAAUUUACCGAAAAACCGGGAAGUAUACCUAGUGUUCGAUGGUGAUCGGUUAGAUCCCAGUUCUUGUCUGUCGAUGUACGACAUGGCAGAUGGUGACCUCGUGGAUGUCGUGAUCAAAUGA
Molecule: messenger RNA, 1191 nt
Organism: Aspergillus nomiae NRRL 13137
Lineage: Eukaryota; Fungi; Ascomycota; Eurotiomycetes; Eurotiales; Aspergillaceae
Product: small ubiquitin-related modifier domain-containing protein
Exons: 1
Coding region: 1-1191 (396 amino acids)
Molecular function (GO): protein binding
Source: RefSeq, a predicted model, not a curated record